Messenger RNA from Schistocerca piceifrons (Central American locust), 1379 nucleotides. RefSeq names its product carcinine transporter-like. NCBI's taxonomy places the organism in Eukaryota, Metazoa, Arthropoda, Insecta, Orthoptera, Acrididae. The transcript is spliced from 7 exons. Gene Ontology annotation, molecular function: transmembrane transporter activity. Gene Ontology annotation, biological process: transmembrane transport. The coding region runs from base 12 to 1379 and encodes 455 amino acids. Gene Ontology annotation, cellular component: membrane. The record is from RefSeq and is a predicted model, not a curated record.
GCAGUUGCGAGAUGAAGGUACCAAACCGAACGAACGAAUCAGCACCAUGUAUGUACGGAUGGGAAUAUGACGACACUUGGUUUUCUGCAACUGCUGCUUCCCAGGAGAACUGGGUAUGCGAAAGAGAAAUGUAUCCAAACACCGUAUAUUCUGUCAGUCACUUUAUUUCCAUCGGUUUUGCUGUUCUGCUUUUCUACCUUGGUGACAGAUUUGGCCGGAGGAUACAGUUUCUCAUGAGCAUGGGCAUGAUGGCAGUAUCCCGAUCACUGCUAACUGUUUCAGCGUCAUUCUUCCCACUGUACGUCGCUCUCUCAGCGGUGGCAGAGAGUCCAGGCAUGCCUAGCUCAGAAUCAGCUAUAGCCAUCGGAAUCGAACUUACUGGCAUCAAACAUCGCUCGCUCGUCAACUUUAUGCCAUUUGCCUUUUACUGUUUGGGAAUAAUUUCUAUGGCGCUAGCAGCAUGGUUGUUACGAAACUGGAUUCAGUUUCUGUUGAUUUCAUCUGUCCCCUGCUUCAUUCCAUUGUUGCUACAUAGGUAUUUGCCAGAAUCUCCCAGAUGGCUGCUCGGUAAAGGGCGACCAGAGGAAGCUCUCAAGGUCCUGGAGAGUGUAGCAGUAACAAAUGGAAAGCCCCUGCCUUGUGACACGUGGAUGAGGCUUGCUUACCUGUCUGAGCAGAGGACUCCACGCAUGGACAUCAGAAGCAUCGUUACGAACAGGAACCUCUUUAAAAACACGGUUUUGUUGGUUAUUAGCAGGUCAGCGGGUUCUCUUGUCCUUUUCACUCUACUUUUCCACAAUAAAAGUUUUGGAGAGAAUCCUUUCGUUGCAUACGUCGGCCAGGGCGUCUUGAUGAUGGUUUCUUGCAUGCUGGCACACUUCGUUGGAAACCAUCUCGGCAGACGAUUUACGCACUGCCUGGUAUUACUAAUUGGCGCCGUCGUUUCUUUUAUUCUCGUGGCGCUGACAACAGUAUCUUCUGAACAAUGGCUCAUAGCCAUUGGGUCUCUGAUGAUACAGUUCUUCUCCAGUUCGUCGAUAUUACUUACGAACUUACAGGGCAUGGAAAUACAUCCUACACGUUUGCGCCAAACAUGCAUCGCCGUCGAAUAUUUAGUUGUCUCUUGCGUCAUGUGUGCAAAUCCGUACCUUUCAUACCUGGGAAACACUGCUGGACAGCAUUACCUAUUUGGGAUACUUGGCAUCGUGAUGCUCUUUACAUCAAUUCUGAUGUCAUUUUUACCAGAAUCAUUGAAUGAGAAGCUUCCAGAGACAAUGAAAGACGCAGCGCUCUAUGGUUGUGACCAGAAGUUCUGGAGUCUUCCCAGAAGCAAGCCCAGCAUACCAGAGACUGCUACACUCUACAAACCCGAUUUUUAA